Lodderomyces theae is the source of this 3423-nucleotide messenger RNA. RefSeq lists its product as uncharacterized. The transcript has a single exon. The record is from RefSeq and is a predicted model, not a curated record. Gene Ontology annotation, cellular component: nucleolus. Gene Ontology annotation, biological process: ribosome biogenesis. Bases 1 to 3423 code for a protein of 1140 amino acids. NCBI's taxonomy places the organism in Eukaryota, Fungi, Ascomycota, Pichiomycetes, Serinales, Debaryomycetaceae.
AUGCCAUCGACCACAAUUAACCUACGAUCCUCCGAGGCCAUUACAAAGUUUCUUAGGUCAAAGAAUGAGGAUGUCCAGCAUAUUUUAAACCUCGCACGUGAGGUUUUGGAUCACAAAUUGGAUGCCUAUCUUCCAAACGCUGGAGAAUUUAUAUUGAGUUUACUCGUUGAUCGUUUGAAUGAUAGAUCGAACUCGUCAAGCUUUGGGAAGUGGAAAUACAACAAUGAUGUUUGGAAUUUAUUGGAAAAAGUUUUACUGACCAAAAGUCCUUCUCAGACCGACGCUAACCUUCUACAAAAUUUGAAAAUCAUCGACUUGACGAUACUACUAUUGGAUAGUGACGAUGUGCAAAGUUGGAACUGCUUACCCGUGGUGUGUCGCGUAUUGCUUAUCUUUAUGCAACAGCUGUUUCUUGAAAUUGACGAGUCGACAGGAGUACGAUUGCUUAAAGCCACACUCAAUUUCACUGAAAAGGAUUUAUAUCAAACUAUAUCCAUUUCAUUGGACCCCAUUGUGAUAAACUUAUACUGGAAUUCAAGCUCUCAGGGAGCCUUCGAGGUAUCAAAGAGGACAUAUUCCCAAUUCUUUGAGGAGCUCUUUUACCCAUUGACCAGAUACUUAUCCCUGGGAACCCACACGCCCACAAAACAUUUGUAUGAAGAAGUCUUCACAAAGAGAAUAUUCAAUCCUGACAAUAUAUCGUAUAUGCUGCAAAAUUUUGGAAAGUUCCUCACAAAGCACAACAUGGAUAAUGCUGUCUUGGUAUUCUUUUUUCAAAAAGCAGUUCAGAAAUUAGCAUCACUGAACAUGAACCUUUGUACUGAGUUGUUUGAUGUUAUUGUGGAGACAUCCCCAGAGUUGUCUGAAUCCCUAAUAUCGAUUAUGGCUGAUUCGCAGCAUGCAAUACCACAAGACUUCAUCACUUCAGUCUACGCAAAGGAAGUUGCGAGCAAGAAGUUUAUAAACUUGAACUGGGAUAUGGUGAAGUAUAUUUUUGAAUUGGAUUCUGAGUUGGCUGCAUCUAAAUCAAAGUUUGUUUUCGAGAAAUACAACUCCGCCUUCAACUUGAAUGAGAAGGUCUUGCCUGUUGGGAAAGUUGUUGUUUCCGCUUAUGCAAAAAAUCGAGAAUUGGUUGAUUUUUUAUUGAAAGUUUGGCCAAAAGCAAUUGCGAAAGACGAAUUGUGGGAUGGAGAAGAGUUUAUUUUACACGUAGCCAGCUGUGUGAACUAUUUGUCUGAGAAGCAACUUGUCCACGUUAUUGAGGCAUCACCAAAGCUACUGACCGAGGCAUGCGCGGCAUUAUUGUCCGCAUUAACGAAAGGAAUGAUAUCAGCUCCACCCAGUUUAGUUGACUCAUUAGAGUCUCGUUUCUUGCAGUUAAAAGAUGUGAUCAAUACAACCGACAACUUUUGGGAAAUCCGCUACAAUCUUCUCAUUUUGUAUGGCACAAACUUUGACAUUCCCGAGAGUUUGCUAAAGUUGGACUAUGAUAUGUACUAUCACUAUACUAUCUUUAGACUAUUAGAAUUGAAUGUGCUUAGUGCCUACUCCGAGAAGCAACAAGCCCAGUUCAUUUUAUUUUUACGAGAUAAUGAAAAUAUCACUCCGCUGGUGUUGCGUCGUUGGUUUAUUGUAGUCAACGACUACUUUACAUUUGACAACAUGACGGGGUUGUUGAAAAUCGGGCUCAAGAUGAACGUUCUUUGUGGCAUCGACGAUGAAUUUUACGAACAGAAGAAUAUAAUGAAUUGUUGUGUCAGGCUAUUUAUAACGGACCCAAUAUCCUACUCAGAUCAGAUCGAUACAGUACCUUUGUCAUGCUACGCUAGAGGACCCAAAAGGGACUUGUUAGAUACAUUGGCCAAUGCGUACUUGAGUUCAAAGGAUACAAGGGCCUUGAAGUGUAUCGAUUAUUUGCUUGAGUCUGCGUCGUAUCAAUCCAUCAUAGAACGUGAUUUCUCAGUACUACUUCAAUUGUGGGAUAUUUCCAGCCAUGAAGAAGCUCGAAAAUAUAUGGACAGUAUUUCCAAAAAAGUGUGGAAGAGUAAUAUUGAUAUGAUUAGAUCCGAGGAUAAUCGAAAGUAUGUCGAUAACGCAAUUGAGAGUCUUUUACUGGGUGUCAAUAAUGACAGCGAUGCAGGAGUUUCCUCUUAUAUGGAAAUCACCUUGUCCGUUGUAACACUUCCAUGGAAAACACUAGCAAAAGAAUAUCUAUCCAAGUUCGAGAAAUUGGUGCUUGCUUUCAAAAAUAGUUGCACACGACAUUUGAAAAAGAGGAGAGGUUUGAUUAAAAAUUCAACUUUGGUCUGGAUACUACAGGGACUCGCUGGAAUACCCCGCUCUAUGAUAAACUUUGACGAUGUAUCGGUCAUUAUCAAGCAAAUUGGAAACCAAGUAGAUGAGGAUGCCAUCAAGCAACUGUUAUUCAGGUUAAUUUGCAAAACAGCAGAACCGGAUUUACGUUCCGCAAAAUUUGUUUUGAGCUUGUAUUCUAUUCUCAACAAUGAUGUGGCUGUACCGCAUUUACAUCAAGAUGUGGUUGAGUAUUUGAAAACACUUGCUGACAGUGAUUUGGAAGUGUAUCAACAAGUUUGUUCUUUUGUGAUAAUGUCGGCGGAGAUAGUUGAGAAAGAAUUUGUCGAUUCUACAUACUUGGUUGUCUCCGCAUUGUUGAGCACUAUUCCAAGGGAAUGUGACGAAGCUUUACUUACUGGGCUAUUCUCUUGCUAUUUGAAAGUUCCACUGCAUUCCAUUCUGCUCAAAGUAAUGAGUAAUGUAGUGGUAAACCUCAAGUGGUUACUAACACAUAAACUGUGGAUGUUUACCCAAUAUGUUCUCGAAAUGGCAAUUGGCAUUGUUGCAGAAAUGUUAGUGACACUGUCCAACAAAGUUCAAAUUGACGUUGAGGAACUUUUCUUGCAGUCGUCGCAAACAGUCUCGCAAAUGUUGUUGCAUCACAGAUUCAAGUUGUCGACGCGUCACCAUUUGGUAGUAAAUUUGAUGUGCACUUUCUUGGAACGAUUAAUUGAACCAGCACUUUUAGGACAUAGCGUUGCUGCGGCGAGCGCAUUUACUAGGCUAUUGAGCAACUUGUGUGAACCUCAAGAGCAUGUCAAAGACGCAUCAACUAGUUCCUGGCUGGACCUGCUGAAUCCCAGACUAACCACUCAGUCAAAUAUACACAAGAAACUGCUUCGGUCUCACAUGCCGUACUUCAUGAUCAAUUACAUUCAUCUUAGCUUGAAGUUUACAUUCCAAAAGCAAGUCAAUGACAUAUUAGUUGUGGGUAUUUAUACCGUGUUUGACAUCUUAUCCAAAAGUGAAUUGCUGAUAGUCAACUCAGCUUUGGAUUAUGCUGGCAAAGCACUAUACAAAAGCUUGUAUCGCGAUUAUCAAGAGUAUUGGAAGUGGAAGGACCAGUAA